AUGUUCGACGGAGGAACACGCGCAAACUGUUGUUCAAGUCAGCUCUGAGAACUCAAACGUCUACCGUGACCAACCUCGCCGUUCCAUUCGGUGAUCAUUGUAUGUAUAUACUGGUGCUGCUAUCGCUUGGUUUGCACGAUGGAGUUGUCGUGGUCGUGGACACGGUUCUAGGUCCGGGAAAAGCCUUGCGCUCUACUCAUUGACGAGCCGAAGGUCCUUAUCUUUCCUUUGACGUUUAUCCCAAGUUAUUCCUCGUGUGCGACCCUCCUCGUGUAUCAUGACCACAUGUCAAUGUAUGUCAAUGUACACCAAUCAAUGUACACCGAUAUUAUGCACCCUGGGAACUACUCCGACUCCUGGGCAUAUAGGCAUAAGUAAGCCGGAUUUUAUUUCAGGCACUUUGCGCUGACAUACUUAUCAUGAUCGUAAUUACCCGCGAGCUGUUUACUAAUCAUGACAAUGCAUGUCCACUGAAUCGUUAUCUUAUAGGUAUCCAGACCACCUCUGAUUGUAUAUUUUGUUGGCCAGAUACACCUCGCACCCCACGUCAAGUCUAUCUAAACUCUCCCCGGAGCCCUUCCACGCAUAAUUGCUCUGUUCUACGAUGGAUCUGGAAAAGGAAUCGAAAGCCGUAGACCUCUCUCACCACCUAUCUGUUGUAUCCAGAGCGAGAAAGACCUCCCCUCUCAAGGGGCUGCAGAAGUACUUUGUUAAGCCCGGCAUGCUUAGCCUCGCUGGCGGUUUACCCAGUCCUGCUUACUUCCCAUUCUCAAGCAUAUCAGCAGAUGUUUUAGUCACCGAGUCUUUUGCGGUUGUUCCGGAUGAACAGUCCUCUACCUUCUCAUGGUUUUGGAAGCUAUUUGGCUCAGGUCCGUCCACUAAAGAGAAGACAACUACUGUUACUAUCCCCAAAUAUCCGACCAAUCCGGGUGAUAUCAACCUAGCGGCUGCUCUCCAGUACGGUGCAGCAGUUGCACAGACACCACUUCAAGAAUUCAUAAAGAACUUUGUGACACAAGUAUAUCAACCAGCAUACGAUGACUUUUCAGUGUUAAUUCACACUGGGAACACAGAUGGAUGGAACCGGAUUGUAGCAACAUUAUGCAAUCCUGGUGAAGGGGUUCUUACAGAGGAAUGGACUUACCCAUCUGCCAUGUCAGCCAUGGCUCCUUACGGUAUCAAUCCCGUUCCUAUUGCGAUGGACAGUCAGGGUAUGAGGGCUGAUAGUUUGAAUACGUUAUUGUCCGAGUGGGACGAGGAAGCUCGUCACAUGAAGAGACCUCAUGUCAUGUAUAUAGUUCCCGUUGGUCAGAACCCCAAGGGCACUACUAUGGGAGUGGCGCGCAAGAAGGAAAUUUACGAGAUUUGUGUCAAGUACGUUGUAGACAUCAUAAUCGCGGAGGAUGACCCAUAUUACUUCCUCCAAAUGGGGUUGUUUGUGCCAAAGGGGGAACGGUCAAUGUCGGCAAUUGCUUCUACAUCGACACAGAAAGAUGAGCCUUGGUGCCAAGUUCUAAUCUCAAUGUGGCUCAGAUAUGAUUAUGAAGGCCGAGUUAUACGUCUCGACACAUUCUCCAAGACAAUUGCUCCUGGAAGUCGUCUGGGUUGGUUUACUUGCAACCCUCUCUUCGCAGAAAGAUUAGAGAGACAGGGUGAAACUUCCACUCAGGCUCCGUGUGGGUUUGGGCAGGUGAAUCAAAUCAACCAGUUUACGGAAUUGUUAUGGCUAACUUGGAUAAAGUCUCUUAUCACAAGGGCGCUUUUACACUGGAAAUAUGAAGGCUAUAUUCGGUGGUUGCGAGGCCUAGGUGCUGAAUAUGAGAUCAGGCGGAAUUUUUUCAUAGACUGUCUCGCAGAAGAAUUCCUUCUGCAGAAAGGUGUUGGUACCUCAGGGGUAUGGCGAGGAUGUAACGUGUAUCGAGCGUCGGCUAAGAAUAAGAAGCAGCUCAUGCAAGAGAAGUAUGCUGUGGAAAGGGAUACGAUGUUCAGCUUCAUCCCACCGACUGCUGGAAUGUUUGUCUGGAUGAAACUCCAUUUGGAGAACCAUCCAUCAUUUGCACAGGAGGACGGGGAAACACUGGAAAUGAAGUUGUGGACUCAGGUUGCCGAGGCUGGUGUACUCUUUGGACCUGGCUGGAUGUUUGCACCCGAUGCCUUUAGCACCUCCGUGAUGGAGGAGAAUGAAGUCGGACACUUCCGCAUUAGCUUCAGUAAUUCUGAGUUUGCUGACCUCAAGAAAGCGGUCACCAUAUUUGGUCGGGUGAUCAGGGAAUUUUUUGCGAAGGCUUGAGAGGCUAGGGGGAUAGUCAGAAUACAUGUAUUGUGCAGUGAGAUGGAUUGUCUGAGGUAAAUCAUAUAUUUAUUCCGAGUUUUUGGGACGAGCUUGGGGUUCCUGGACAGAUGUUACAGUAUGUAGUCUUGGCUGCAGUAAUGGCUUGAGAUGCCGGAUCCUAAACUA
This is a messenger RNA of Serpula lacrymans var. lacrymans S7.9, 2458 nucleotides long. RefSeq lists its product as uncharacterized. The record is from RefSeq and is a predicted model, not a curated record. NCBI's taxonomy places the organism in Eukaryota, Fungi, Basidiomycota, Agaricomycetes, Boletales, Serpulaceae. Gene Ontology annotation, molecular function: transaminase activity; pyridoxal phosphate binding. Gene Ontology annotation, biological process: biosynthetic process. The coding region runs from base 605 to 2290 and encodes 561 amino acids. The transcript has 12 exons.